AUGGUGCCGGUGUCGGUUGUGGUGGUUGUGGCGGUUGUGGUGUUGAUGGACUUUGUUUUUGAUUUUAUCAUGGUGGUGGUGCUGGUGGUGGUUGUGCUGGUGGUGUUGGUUUUCCUUGUAGCUGUGGUUGUGCUGGUGUUGGUUGUCGGUGGUGCUGCAGUCCAUCACUUGCUUCACCCGAACGACCAUGCUGCCAGCCUGGGUAAUGCUGGUGGGACACGUCUGCUCACUCAAGCUUUGCUCAUGGCCUGUGAGCAACAUGGACACGAUCAGGAGGAGCGCCGUGUGCUGUCGGGGCUUGCCGAUGCACUCCCAGAAGAAGUGGCCGUCUUGCUGCGCAAGACCAGCGCAGGGCUGCUCGGCUCAGCGCAGAUGACGAAUGUUCCCACGGUCCCAAUCACUCGAACCCUUGGCACUUUCCAGGAGCUGUCAAUUCUUCGCCGGGCUCUUCGCGUCGAGCCCAACUCACCAGAUGCUGUGCUGGAGGCCAUGAGUGAUUUCGGCCAAGAGCUUGGCGAAGCUGGAGCAUGGGCGAAGUUUGCAGGCGGCAGCAAGGCGCAGAGCCUUUUGGCAGCUCUCGGCGGUGCCGCACCUGGCAGAGGGCCGCCAGAGGUCUUAGAGAUCGGGACAUAUUGCUCCUACUCGGCGAUCUCAAUCGUCACGGGCAGCUCCGCGCAGGUGACGUCCAUUGAGAUCGACCCUAUACUCGUUGCGAUUGCACGAGGCAUCAUCACGCACGCGGGCCUGUCCAGCAGAGUCCGCGUUUGGACGGGACACUCGCGGCUUCUCCUGCCGCUGCUGAUGCAGCGCAGACAGCAAGAGAGGCCCACCGCACCCUGGUUCGAUGCGAUGUUUAUUGAUCGCUGGGGCACUCAAUACCCGGAGGAUCUUGACUUCGUGGAGAAGCUCGGGCUCUUGAGGCCUUCAGGUGCACUUCUCGUCGCGGACAACGUUCUCCGAACGGCGGCUGCGCACUUCCUCUGGCGUCUCACCACAGACAAGGUGCAGCAACCCUCCGGCAAGCUGCAGCGAAUUUUUGCAUCGCGAACGGUCGAAGUCAACGAGGUUGGUGAUGCUUCCGAUGUGGAUUGGAUGUCGGUCAGCGUAACUUUGCGCGGCAUUCCUGACGAGCAGGCCUUGGUGAGGGAGCAGGUGCCAGAUGAAUUGGAGGAGCUGCAACGGGUGUCCGAGCUCAUGCGCUUGCGGACGACCAAGGCAGGCAGCUUUGUUUCUUUCGCGGAGAUCCAGGAGCUGCGACAGGGAG
This is a messenger RNA of Symbiodinium necroappetens, 1264 nucleotides long. NCBI's taxonomy places the organism in Eukaryota, Dinophyceae, Suessiales, Symbiodiniaceae. The record is from the annotation of a GenBank genome assembly.